UUGAUUGUAUACACCUGUGUCCAUGGAGGGGAUUGGAACACCUGAAUCACAUGAUAUGGAGGGGAUUGGAACACCUGAAUCACAUGAUAUGGAGGGGAUUGGAACACCUGAAUCACAUGAUUGGGAGGGGAUUGGAACACCUGAAUCACAUGAUAUGGAGGGGAUUGGAACACCCGAAUCACAUGAUUGGGAGGGGAUUGGAACACCUGAAUCACAUGAUUUGGAGGGGAUUGGAACACCUGAAUCACAUGAUAUGGAGGGGAUUGGAACACCUGAAUCACAUGAUAUGGAGGGGAUUGGAACGCCUGAAUCACAUGAUUGGGAGGGGAUUGGAACACCUGAAUCACAUGAUAUGGAGGGGGUUGGAACACCCGAAUCACAUGAUAUGGAGGGGAUUGGAGCACCUGAAUCACAUGAUGUGGAGGGGAUUGGGACACCUGAAUCACAUGAUGUGGAGGGGAUUGGGACCCCUGAAUCACAUGAUACGGAGGGGAUUGGAACACCUGAAUCACAUGAUACGGAGGGGAUUGGAACACCUGAAUCACAUGAUACGGAGGGGAUUGGAGCACCUGAAUCACAUGAUGUGGAGGGG
Molecule: messenger RNA, 592 nt
Organism: Staurois parvus
Lineage: Eukaryota; Metazoa; Chordata; Amphibia; Anura; Ranidae
Source: the annotation of a GenBank genome assembly